GAGGGGGAGACGCAAGAUGGCGGCAGCCGUGAACUCCGGCUCCAGCCUCCCGCUGUUCGACUGCCCGACUUGGGCAGGUAAACCGCCACCUGGCUUACAUCUGGACGUAGUGAAAGGAGACAAGCUGAUUGAGAAGCUGAUUAUUGAUGAGAAGAAGUAUUACUUAUUUGGGAGGAACCCUGAUCUGUGUGACUUUACUAUCGACCACCAGUCCUGCUCUCGGGUCCACGCAGCACUGGUGUACCACAAGCACCUGAAGAGAGUUUUCUUGAUAGAUCUCAACAGCACUCAUGGCACUUUUUUGGGUCACAUUCGGCUGGAACCUCACAAGCCUCAACAGAUUCCCAUUGAUUCUACGGUCUCAUUUGGUGCCUCCACGAGGGCAUACACUCUGCGAGAGAAGCCUCAGACAUUGCCAUCGGCUGUGAAAGGAGAUGAGAAGAUGGGCGGAGAGGACGACGAGCUUAAGGGCUUGUUGGGACUUCCCGAAGAGGAGACCGAGCUGGAUAACCUGACAGAGUUCAACACUGCCCACAACAAGCGGAUUUCAACCCUCACUAUUGAGGAGGGAAAUCUGGACAUUCAGAGACCAAAGAGGAAGAGGAAGAACUCCAGGGUGACCUUCAGUGAGGAUGAUGAGAUCAUCAACCCAGAGGACGUGGAUCCGUCUGUUGGUCGAUUUCGGAACAUGGUGCAGACUGCGGUGGUUCCAGUCAAGAAGAAGCGGAUGGAGGGCUCUGGCUCUCUAGGCCUGGAGGAAUCAGGAAGCAGGCGCAUGCAGAACUUUGCCUUCAGCGGAGGACUAUACGGGGGCCUGCCCCCCACACACAGUGAAACAGGCUCCCAACCGCAUGGCAUUCAUGGGACAGCGCUCAUUGGUGGCUUGCCCAUGCCAUACCCAAACCUCGCCCCUGAUGUGGACUUGACUCCUGUUGUGCCAUCAGCAGUGACCAUAAAUCCAACACCAAACCCCGCAGUCUAUAACCCUGAAGCUGUAAAUGAACCCAAGAAGAAGAAAUACGCGAAGGAAGCUUGGCCGGGCAAGAAGCCCACACCUUCCUUACUGAUUUGAUAUUUUUGGUUAUGGAGAGGGUGGGGAGGGCUGGGGAGGGGUGGAGGGGUGACAAAGGGGAGCUACUGAACUAGGGAGAAAACUUUCCAUGUGUGCAGUAUCGUCUUUCAGAAAGUCUCCUGAGGUCCUAACCAUGUAAUACUGAGACUAGGGGUGGGGCUAAAGUCCCAGUGAAGACCUGAGUCAGAACACUUCAAGUGUAGAGAAAGGCUUCCCAGGCCCUUCUGAGCAGACAGUCCUGACCCCCUGUGCCCCCACUAGGACCAUUUAUGUGAAGUCGCUCACGGCUGGAAUCCAGAGUUAUGGAGGGGUGGGAGCCUCCUUUGUAUUCCCUUCCCUUUCCUGUGAGACCCAGGUAACAGGGUGGUUGCCAUGAAUGCCAGGCUGGUUGACACUGUUCAUUUAAAUCACAGGGUAAACAAAUGUCCUCUUGUGCCCGUGGUUUUGAGGUCUAAUAGGCCUUUCUCUGUCCUGUCUGGUGACAUAAGGCCAUUUUGAGUUCCCCUCAUCUGUAGCCAGUGUCACAGGACAGGCUGAUGGGUUUGUAUAGUAUUGUUGGACUUCGUUUAGUUCCAGUGCAGCUCCUCCCUGUGGCCUCACUGUGUUUGCUAUGAAGCCAUUCCUUAAAGAGUGACCAGCUGGGGCGGUUCCUGGUGAACAGGUGGACGACUUUUCAAGGACCAGGUGUGUGUUAGAACAUGCUCAGCUGUUGGUUUGGAGGCUCCCCUGACACCCCCCCCCCCCCAUGGAGCGCUCUGGUUAUUCAGACCUCCAGAAUAGACCUGGCUAGCAGGAGACAAGGUAGGAACCCUUGUACGAGCUUUGUACAGACUUGUACAUUUGUGUAAUAGGCCUUUUCUGCUUUAAGUGUAGCUUUUUACCUGUAACCUUUAUUACAUUGUAAAUUAAAUGUAACUUUUGUCAUUUG
Messenger RNA from Arvicanthis niloticus (Nile rat), 2000 nucleotides. RefSeq names its product protein phosphatase 1 regulatory subunit 8 (gene Ppp1r8). NCBI's taxonomy places the organism in Eukaryota, Metazoa, Chordata, Mammalia, Rodentia, Muridae. The record is from RefSeq and is a predicted model, not a curated record. Gene Ontology annotation, molecular function: protein binding.